AUGUCACUCCCUGCUGAUAAUCAUGACGGCGGCGCCGACCAAGAUCCCGGACCAGUCGCACCCAUAGCUGCAGAUGACGCGGACUCAGCCUUGGGAGAAGAAGAUGAUAUCCUGUCCACGUCCUCUCUGACGUCAAGCGUCUUUGACUACAUCCAGGAACACGGAAGAACCUACAACGCUUACGGCGAACGAACGUAUGUUCUUCCAAAUGAUGAGGAUGCUGAUGUAGUUGUCUUGGCAGAUAGAAUUGGAUCGUCUAGGUAUGUUUCUGGUCCCGGUGCACCACGUUUCAUUGGUUCGCUGAGGGUGUGGAUGGGAUCAGAUCUCCAGCAUCAACUGCUUAAGAUGACCUUUGGAGACCGAUUGUCGACCUGUGGAGUGGAGGACAGGAGAGACUUGCAUUACGUGCUCGACGUCGGUACCGGAACAGGCAUCUGGUCCAUUGAAUAUGUUGACAGAGAAAAGGUGCUCGGAGUGGACGUCAGCCCUGUGCAACCGGACUAUGUUCCUCCCAACGUUAGAUUUGAAGUCAUGGACGCCGGGCAGCCAUGGGCCUUUAACUACAGCUUCGAUUUCGUCUUCAGCCGAUUCAUGACAGGUGCAAUUGCAGAUUGGCGGCAGUUCAUUCAGCAAUGUUAUGAAAACCUUGCUCCAGGGGGAAUGCUCGAGGUCCAAGACAUAUCAUUCAAUCUCCAGUGUGAUGACGGAACACUUCCCAAGAAUUCUGCUUUGGCCCGGUGGGCAGCCUAUAUGCUUGAGGCAAGUAAGCAGCUGGGAUGUCCCCUUGACAGCGUCGAGUCAGUCAAGAGAAUCAUGAUCGAGACGGGCUUCGUCGACGUGGUGCAAAAGCCCUACAGUUGGCCAAUGAACCCCUGGGUGAAAGAAGAAAAGCUGAAGAAGAUCGGUGAGCUUUCAUCAAUCUGGACCGGGAGUGACGGGCCGGAAAAUGCUCACGGAAAUCCAAAUCCUAUAGGACUCUGGACUUAUCACAACUUCUGCGGAUCGUUGUCGGGCAUCAGCCUGGCACUUUUCACGCGAGGCUUAUCCUGGUCUGCAGAUGAGCUCGAAGUAUUUCUGGUCGAUGUCAGAAAAGACAUGAGGAACACGGGAUAUCACGCGUUCUGGCCCAUUUACAGCAUCAGUGGGACAAAGCCCGGUUAG
This is a messenger RNA of Cladophialophora bantiana CBS 173.52, 1161 nucleotides long. RefSeq lists its product as uncharacterized. NCBI's taxonomy places the organism in Eukaryota, Fungi, Ascomycota, Eurotiomycetes, Chaetothyriales, Herpotrichiellaceae. Gene Ontology annotation, molecular function: methyltransferase activity. The transcript is spliced from 9 exons. Bases 1 to 1161 code for a protein of 386 amino acids. The record is from RefSeq and is a predicted model, not a curated record.